Messenger RNA from Ruditapes philippinarum (Manila clam), 7887 nucleotides. RefSeq names its product serine-rich adhesin for platelets-like. Gene Ontology annotation, cellular component: postsynaptic specialization; glutamatergic synapse. Gene Ontology annotation, molecular function: molecular adaptor activity. NCBI's taxonomy places the organism in Eukaryota, Metazoa, Mollusca, Bivalvia, Venerida, Veneridae. Gene Ontology annotation, biological process: signaling. The transcript has 8 exons. The coding region runs from base 244 to 3213 and encodes 989 amino acids. The record is from RefSeq and is a predicted model, not a curated record.
UCCAUUUGGAGUUUUGUGAUUAUUUGUGUGUCUGUUGAGCUUUUGUUCUGUAUGAUUUACAGGUUUUUUGAGUUAUUCUUUACACUGUUACCACAUUUGUUCAUGAGUUGGGAUAUAUAAGUCGGGCUACAGAUGUAACAUAGUUUUCAUGUUUUGACAGCAUCAUUAUAAAAUGGAUAAUAAACGUGUCCAGAUAUUCCACUUAGAUGUUGUGUGGAGAACUUUGAGUUACAAUAAGAAGCCAUGGCUUUGCAUGGCCCUGCUUCUGUUUUAGAUAGUCGUGAAAUAAGUAGUAAAGACAACUCAAGUCACGUUGUUAGAGAUCGCUUGACUCGUCAUCGAAGUCCAGCUAGAUCGUCAAAUCGUUGGAGUUACACGAGUGAAGAAGGAUCUGAUGACGACGAAGUGAUUAAGCCAAAAAUUCCACAGCCAUACAGGACAAGUUUUAGUGCUAUUGCUCCACCAGAUAGGAUAAAAAGGGACAGAAGUAGAUCUACUAGCCCGUGUACAUCCAGUUUAAAGGGAAGUAACAGAAAUAGGUCGAAAAGUCCAGGACGAAGAUCUAAUAGACGCGUGACAUAUGACGAGACCGUUAAGAUUCGUGGUUCAGAAGCUAGUGACAGUCAAGUGACAAACUUAAGUGAUAAAGAUUUAAACGAGACUUCAGGGCAUUUUUCAGCUGACAGUUCAAUGAUGGAGUCAGACAUGUCAAAUUCUAGUCAGAGGGAUAUUUCUAUGGAAUUACGAGAAUUGACCCAACAGAUUGUGAAGGAGUAUUCUUCUUUAGAGACUAAAGAUAGUCUCGAUUUGUCUAGUCAAAGUCGAAAUCAAAGCCACAAAUCUAGCACACCAAAUGGAACCGCUAAAGUGAUGGUUUCUAAUAAUGGUUCAAUGAAACCAAGACAAAAUGUAAAAGUGGUAAGUGAAGGUGGACAGAAAAAGAAAAUUAUAGUUAGUGAGGACUAUGACAAUGAGAGAAGUGUUAGUUAUCGUGUUGCUGUCACAAAUAAUUAUUCUGAUGAAAUAAAGCAACAGGCAGAGGAAGUUAUGAAAGAUGUUUCACCAACAUUAGUAGUAGAACCAGCUAAAGAACCAACAAAAGUCAAUGAAACCAAAGAUUCAAAAUCACGAGAAAGGCAUAAUUCUCUUCCGAAUGAAAAGGGUGAGAUCGAGAGUAGUCGACUAACUCCUGCUAAACGAUCAAUCAGUAGCAGUAUAGGAAACUUUUUCCGCAGAUUGUCACCUCAUGUCGGCAGAAAAAACAAAAAAGGUAAUCUUUCAACAGCUAGCUCUCAGAGUUUGUCUCCUGGUGAUGAACUUGAUGGUUCCUUCCAAAGACAUAACAGUACAAGUAGUUUGUCUCGCGGGAAAUUAAGGAAGUCAUUAAUGAAAUUAAUGGGAAAGUCGAAGAAAAGCAGUAAGUCUUCUAACAAGUCUGAUUCCUCAUUUGAAGAUUUGAACCUGUCUAAUAACAGUCAUUCUGACGGUUCUAAACAAACGCCUAAAUCAGCAUUAUAUAUGAAAUCCAUUGAACAAACGACGAAAAAUGACAAGGACAUGUAUCACAAGUUCAAAGACCGUAAGAAACAGAAGUCAGGGGAGGCAAAUGCUACUGGGAAAGCUGUAAAAGUCUCGCCAAAGUACAGUUAUGCUGACUCGGAUAAACCUAGCACUACAGAAACUAGCAUCAGUUCAUUGCUGUCUGGGGAUGCUAUAGAAUGUGAUUCCCCAGUCAAAACCCGGCCUCCUGACACUCUGGAUGUCAAGCUUGUACCCAAGUCAAUACAAGCUCUUCAAGCAUUACAGAUUAGUACAAUAUCGGGUGAUGAUUCUAUUGGUGAUUGUUCAAUUGAUCCAAAUCUAACAGGGAGUGAACCAUCACUGCUAGGCGAUACUUCAGCAUCGAAACAAGUAGAAGUAAGUCGGCUGUCAGAGGAAAAUGUGAAUCCGGUCAGUUCUACACCGUUAGCUAGUGCCGAACAUAAAAAUGAGAAGGAUUCAAGCGAGGAAGCUGACACAGUUUUAAGUGACCAUAAACAGAGAAAGGAGUUACAAUUAAGUUACCCACAAAUGCCGAUAAUUGCUGACACGGCAGAUUAUUUUCCGAUUGAAACGCCAACAAGGACACCAUCGUACUUGCGUAUAAGUAGUGCAGUGAGUGGUUAUGGUCAUUAUAGUAAAUAUAGUGCAUAUAAGGGAAUUGAGAAACGGUCUCCCUAUUCUAGUACAUUAUCUCUACGGUCAAGUCGCUCAGAUUUGACCACGCCCAUAUCACCAAUCGACAUGCCGAUUGGAAAAAUCCCAAACUAUCAGGCCCCUACAAAUUGGCCACCAUUAAAAAAUGAAAUCCUGUCUCCAAAAGGUGAAGCGCCCACAGUGGAAUUGGAGUUUAAAAAAAGUGUAACAAAUGGUGCUAGUGAUAAAGAAAAUAGACAUGUGAAUGGUGAUUUAGGUUGUGACGUUGCUGUAAAUGGUGAAAAUGGACAUGUAACUCAUGAAGGAAACUAUGUGUUAACUGGGGAUAAUACCAAGGAUGGUGAUUACUUCCUUGGUUUAGCCCAGGCAGAGGAAAAUAGAUUGUUACUGUUGUGUUCAAAAUGUGAAAUGGAAAUGAUGAAUGAUUCUAUAACAGAAGAAGGCAGUGGGAAGGUACGAGCAGCAGUAGGGAAAGCCAAUUUGUUGAUAAGCCAAAAGUUCCGACAGUUCCAGGACUUGUGCCAGCAACACAAGAACCCUGACCCAGAUCCGGAGGUGAAGCGGACAUUAUUGGAAGAUUUACAAGGAUUCUGGGAGAUGGUGAAGUUACAGGUGGAUGAUGUUGAUGAAAUGUUUACCGAGAUAGAUAUGAUGAGACAAAAUGGCUGGAGAGAAAUCAAAAUUCCAUCUCGGAGAAGUUCUUCCAGUUCAAGAUCUAGUCCAAAGUCAAGUAGUCUAAAUGUAAGCAAUGCCAGUACACCCUCACACACACCUGGAUCCCGUAGACGUGCAGCCAGGGUGAAGGACACACCGGAAUCAUCGCCUGAAAGGUCAAAUAAAGCUAAAAUGGCCGCAAAGGUGCGAGAUGAUGCGAGGAAAAAGAUGUUGGCGGAGAAACGUGCUGCCAUGAAGCAACGUCAACAAGAUAACGAAGCUGUAGAAAUUUAUGUCGCAGACAAUGGCAAUAAAUCUGACUCUCCAGGUCGCACUAGUGGCUCUGAUGUGGCCGACGCGUGACCACUGUAUUGAUGCAUUUUAUUUAUUCAUGAACUAUUUUGUUGGAUAUUUUGUUUCCGAAGAUUUGGAUUUUAUUGUAAUGCUAAAAGGAUGUUUUUCUAUUUUUUAUUCCCGAAACUUGUAGAAUUAGCUUUGAUUAAUAUUCUGGAUUGUAUUAUUUAUUGGAAAACUCAAGUUUAUCUGAAGUUAUCUGAAAAAAAGAAAAGAUUUAGAUCUUUUAGUAAAAAAAAGUGCAGUAAAUAGUGGAACUUUUAAAUGGAAUAAUACCAAACGUGAAGGAGAUGGAGAUGUGAAAACUCUACAAUUUCAGAGGAAAAGAAAAAGGAAAUAUUUAUAUAAUUUUCUCCUUCCAAUUGUUUCGUUUCAUGUUUAUUUUCGAAGAAAUAUAGUUAUCCUUUAAAAGAUUACCAUUGAACAAAGGGAAGUAAUCCUGAAAGAAGAAAUAUAUAAAAAGUGCAAUUGUUUACAAACUGAUCAAAAAAUGCAUGACUUUGUGUAUAAAUGUUGCAUUUGAAGUAAAUGUUGAUUUGCUGAUAUAUGGUAUGGUACAUAAUUUUCAUUAUUGUAUGGAGAAGGGGAGCUAACCCUGACAAGAGAUGUAUAUUAAGCUUGUGCUUACUGUGUUAUUGUGAGAAAUGAAUAAGACUGCAAGGUAUAGAGAAAAUGUGACCUAAAAUUAUUUAUAUUGUUUUUACCCCCUUCAGUUUUGUCAUGAGAUUUAAGGGUGUGUUGUAGAUAUGAGGGUAUGUCACAUUAUUUAUGAUUCAGGGUAUUUCUGGAAAACAAGUCUUUUUUUCUUCACUUUCGUCAGCUUUGGAAUGAAAGGAUUGUAAUACAGAAAUUUUACUCUGCAUUCACUCAAUGCUUUUGAUAUGCUGGAUAUAUUUAUGUGUCUUGAAAGUAUAAAAAAACUGUCAAAUAUGUUUAAUGAUUUGAUAAAUGAAGUGGUUCAACUACUGACUGAAAUGGCAUGUCUAGAAAAUCACCAUGUUCAAAAUAUACAGUGUCUGUCAACAAUUUUUCUUUUGAAGAAAUUAAAUUAAAUAUAUUUAUACCACAGUUCUUUUCCUUCAUCCUCUUUUGUUUUUAAGUAAAAAGUUGCCAUUAUAAGAAACCUGCUUUCAUGUAUGCCUACUUAAUAAAUGAUAUAUAUAUAUAUUUAGUUAGGAUUAAUGGUUUUUAUCUGGGACCAUAUUUACAUAAUGGCAUGUAGUAUGAAAGAUAGGAAUGCAUUUACUGAGAAUAAAUUGUAUCAUGAGGCCCCCAAUCAUCUCAUUUUUGCAUGUAUUUUACUGUUACCCUGCUGGAACCAAGUACCAAGUGCUUGCCACCAGUACAGAGCCAGACCAGCCUGCACAUGCAAGCAGUCUAACCAAUCUCUGUGCUGUUUACUGACUAGCAUAAAGUUUCCAUUUUUGAUUUCCCCAAAAACUGAUGAGUCAUUGUUCCAAAAAGGGCAGCUACUGCUAAAGUCCAGUUACGUAGUUUAGCAAGUUAUGGAAUAAAUUUGGAUGCUUUUCAUCAAUGGUUAUAUCUAAAGCCUCAAAAUGUUCAAGGUAUUGUGUAAACUUUGAGUUUGUAAACCAGUCUUGAAAUCCUGAAUUCUCAUUGGACAGAUCAAGUCAGUGGCUGAAAAAUAGCCAAUGAACGAGUUGGGUUCAGUGACUGGUUUCAUCAUAUAAAGUUUCACCAGGUCUGUGUGACAGUAUAUAAAUGGAACAUUAACAAUAAAGUAAACACAGUAGAUUAAUAUGCCAUGACUAAUUGAUACAGAUUUUGUUUAGACAUAAGGUUCUUGUAUGAACUAACUUUAAUAUUUAUUUAUUUCACUAGUGUUAUCCAUGAGUGCCAAAAAAUGCUAGAGAAUUGUAUAGAUCUAAAACAUAUUGUACUAUAAACAAUGUAUGAUAAUGAUUACACAUGAUUCACUGUACAUAUUGAAAGUUCAAAAUAUAUUUUAAUACAUAUAGGAUAAUUAAAUUAACUAUUCCUCAACCAAUUGCUCUAAAUUAAAGUAAAUAAAACAGACAAUUUACAUGUAGUUGUGAAAAAGUCUGCAUGAUUUUGAUUAAAACUUGAUCAAUUGAAUAAAAGAUGAAGUUUUCAUGGAAAUGAUUUACAUCAUGUCAGAAUUCACGUCAGAAAUGUCAAAUCCCUUUGAUAUUGUGAUAAAUGUCGCAUUGAAAUGUCUAGGAUUCUUUUUAGAUCAAACAUUCAACAUAUGAUGAAAUAAUAGGGCAAACCUCUGAGCACUGUAUUGCUUUUGCUUUACAUAUUUCAAGUGUAAUGAUGGUAGAGGACAUUUUUUUUGUUGAAAACAAAAUAUAUAUCAAUGAUGCAAAUUUUGGCUUGUUUUAAAGUGUACUUUAACUAGAUCAGUGAUAAGAAAGUUGAAUUUUUAUUUAAACAUAGAUAUUCAUCCAGUUAUAAAUUAUAACAUUGUUCUAUGGUGCUUGUUCAUUUCUGAACUUUCAUUAAUUUUCAACUCUCAAGGUCAUAUAUUGAUUGAAAAGGGUCAAGGUCAUAAUAGAAAAAUAACCUACCGGUACCUUUAUCAGAUAUUUCAUUAGAUAAUGAAUAGAGAAAAAGGAACGUUAAUUGUUGGACAAUGUAAAAUAAUUAGAAUAAUAAUUGUAACAGUUUUAUAUAUUAUUGAUAUACAUAAUUCUUCUGUAAAGUGUGUGCCUUGUCAAUGUGUACAAUCAAUAAUUAGAUAACAGUUCAUUACUGUCUGCUUUAAUAUAUUAACUAUUUUGAUAUUUUCGAAAAUGAAACAAGUGCGUUAUUAUUGGCAAUUAAAUGGAAAUCAUUCUCACAGAAAAUUAACUGGGCCAUUUUAAUGAUUUUUCACAUGACAUUGAAGAGACAUACAUGUAAUAAUAACCAAGAUAUAAUGGCUUUAGUUGUAGUAGGUACUUAUAUACAAGGGAUUUUCUAUGUGAAAACCGUUAAUUUGUCAUUGGCUAAAAAAAUAACUUCCUUCUUUGAUUUAUCAAAGAAUAGUUUGCAAUAUAUGACGCAGACAGUAUAUAGCUGUUGAUAAAAGAAUUAUUUUUGAAAAUUUACAACAUAAGGUUACAGGCCAAAGUGACAAUUAGUAAGAUUGUCCUAUAUAAGAUUUUUUUCUAAUGACACAUGCUUUUUAUAGGCAGGAAGUUGUGCUUUCGGAUGAGCAAUUAGUUGCACAAUGCGAUUUCUUAUAGGAAGAUUACAAAUUGUCAUUGUUGGUCAACUUCCUUGUUAUAUAUAUUUUUCGCUAACAGAAAAUAAUAUAGCUAUAUAAGCGUGCAUGCAUUUUUUAAUGUAAACAAUAUGACUGUAUUUGAUGUACAUUGUAUACGGUAUGGACCUGUAUAUAUAACUAUUUUGUAAUUUAUAAAUUGCUUUUAAUAAGGGGGCCAAAGUUCCCUUAUAUUUGUUGUUAGUACAUGUAUCGUUGAAGUGCAUUUGUACUCGAAAUAUUGUUGUUGAAAAAACACUUAGAAAAAAAUAGUUUGUACGAAUAAAAUCAGCAGUUUGUAGAUUACCAUACUUGCCAAAUGAUACUUUUUUUGCCAUGUGCUUAGUAAGAACUUUGCAGAUAAAACAAACAUUUUCUUUUUAUUCUGCUUUACUGAAAAUCAUAUUAAUAGACUGAAUAUGCAAGAAGAAUCCAUUAGAGAUCAAACCAUACUAAAUCAAUAGAAGAAUUUUGUGAUAUUUUAUAGAAGUAAUUUUGUUUCAUCUGGCAGCCUUUUAAACAAAUCAAUAUGAAUUUCGGAACUUAUAUACAAUGUACUGAGACAUCUUCCCUUCUCAAAGCUAUUAUACUGUCAGAAUAAAACUGGUUAGUUUGUAAUUUUUAUAAAAUAAGAAGUUUUUAUCACUUUGUGGUUUUUAUCAUUUUUACAGAGACUAUACAUGUAAUAAUAAAAGCUUCUAGAGGGAUAUAUACAUGUCUCUGAUAAGGAUUAGAUGUGUCUCAACUGUCCAGACAAAUACAUUUAUUGUAUUUAUUUUAGGACAUCUAUUUGUAUAUGUUUCAAUUGAAAAUUAUUGGUGGUUAUUAACCCUUUAAGUGCUGGGCCCCAAAGCAUUAAGUCUUUGCCACCAGUAUAGAGCCAGGCCAGCCUGCACAUCCGUGCAGUCUGACCAGGCUCUAUACUGUUGGCUGACAAAUUUUAAAUAUUCAAAUUGAUAUCCCUAAAAUUGAUAAUGGACAGUCCCAAAAAUUGAUGUGGGACAAGUCCAUUUAAAAUAUUCAGCAUGUUCAGGGUUAAAUACAGCAGGAUGCUUUAUCCCAUUAUAACAUUAAUGAUGCUAUUAGGACAUAGGCCACUAAAUUGUACAGCACAUCUGUGAAAUCCGACAUUACUGUAUGCCGUCUGCUGCAUAAUAAUAUUCAGGACAAGUUUGGUUCAUACUUUCAGCAAGAAAUCUCUUCUGAGAUGAUGGUACCUUGCCCUCAAAACAGAAUGAAAUAAAAAAAAGUAUCUCAUUUUGGCGUUAUGUUUUGCUGAUAGUUAAAUUUUCGAAAUUAUUAAAUUGACAGUAUCAUUGUGUUAAAUGAAAUUUAGUGUCUUAACAAAGUUGAAGUUGAUACAUUUUGUUGGAUGUUGUAUUGAAUUGUUUUAUCAUUUGCUCUAGUUAUAAACAAUUAAAAAAACAAUUACUGCAUUAAAUUCAGAUAACCCA